AUGCUCUCUCCUCCCACCGGUCAACUUUCUGUCGUAAAUGCGGAUACAAUGGCUUCAGAGCUUGCCAAGACACCCCUUCCGGACGCAAAUGUCAUAGACUCCUUUUGCAGCAAGCAGAACCUGAACAGAGAGACGUUUUUUCUUGCCGCAUGGGCUUAUACGCUAAGCGUGUAUAGCGCGGCCUCAACUAUCACGACGCAUGUGGUAAGAAGAAGUCAAGGCCAUGUUCGCGCAACAUUGUUUCCGGUAUCAGCAACAAUCGAGAGUCACAUGACGGUCUUGGAGGUGUUUUCAGCUUUCCAGACCACUGAUAACCACUUCAACACCGACUCGGAUCAGCUUUUCAGCGAGUCCGCGCAGGGAACCGACUUUCACAAUGGAGGCACGGCAAUAAGGAUUGCGCAGGACGAAGUAGGUGGUCAUGGAUGUGAGGUUGGGGGGGGCAUCCAAGCCAUUCUCGUCGUGGACGAUCUAGGCCACGUAACUCUCAAUUACAUUCCGAAUUCGGUUCCCGCACCCUCAGCAGAAGCGUUCCUGGAAACCUUCUUGAAAAUCGCAAGAGAAUUAGCAACCAGUCCUCACAACAAACUCCUGAGUGAACUCGACAUCCUUGGGCCGGUCAAUCGUACUACUUUGGAGAAUUGGAGUCCCUCCAAUCUUUCAGUUGUGGAACGCUGUAUCCACGAAUAUGUCGAUGAACACGCACAGAACCACCCUCAAAAGCAGGCUGUGGCUUCCUCCGAAGGCCCCAACUUUACAUACGCUCAACUAUCGGCCCUCUCAAACAAUCUGGCCGUGCAUUUGCUCGGACUGGGCAUCAAGAAGGGUCAAGUUGUGCCGAUUCUGUUCGAAAAAUCAUCCCUUGCAGUCCUGGCCAUUGUUGCGAUCAUGAAGGCAGGGAACGCCUACGUCGGUCUCAGUGCCGAGACACCACUCAGCUUUCUGCAAGAAUGCUCUUGCAUUGCAGAUGUCCCGCUAAUCAUCACGAGCCCACAACAGAAACAUCUUGCCGAAAAGAUCGGUCGACCGGUGCUGGUAUUGGAUCAAGACCUGCUCGGAACUCUGGGGAGCCCAGCGAACAUCGCGGACUUCACAUCUCCUGCUAUUCCAUCCGAUUUGGCUUAUCUGGUGUUCACUUCGGGAUCUACUGGUGUUCCCAAGGCUGUCAUGACGGAACACAGGGCCUACGUGACAGAUGCACUGGCGCAACAACAAUCUGCUCUUCUGGACGCAGCCUCCCGCGUACUUCACUUCGCCUCAUACAACUUCGACGCCACGAAUUUCGACAUUCUCAGCACUCUUAUCGCAGGCGGCACCAUCUGCGUCCCCAGUGAGUUCGACCGCAUCAACCGACUCGCAGGCGCAAUAAACGACCUUGGAGCCAACUUUCUGGGCGUCACCGCCACACUUGCACAGACUCUCGACCCAGACGAUGUCCCGCUCCUCAAAGUCGUCAUCUUGUGUGGCGAGGCCAACAGCACCGAGCUUGUCCACAAGUGGACGAGGCCUGGGGCGGGACCACGGGAUGUAAUCAACGGCUACGGGCCCUCCGAGGCGUCGUGCGCGUUCUCGUAUAACGUUUACACACGUCAGUCGCCGCGGGCGAACAAUGUCGGGCGUGCAUUGGAAGGAGCAUGCUGGGGGUGGGUUGUCAACCCUGAUAACCAUAGUCAACUGCUGCCUGUGGGUGCAAAAGGCGAACUGCUUAUCCAGGGGCCGACUUUGAGCAGGGGGUAUUUGAACGAGCCAGAAAAGACCGCCAAGGUCUUCAUUGAGAGCCCGGCCUGGUUGCCGGCGAAGACGGCGCCUCAGCUGAGGAGACUUUACAAGACAGGCGAUCUCGUGCGACAGCUUCCGGAUCAGUCUUAUGAAGUAUAUGGUCGCAUUGACACACAGGUCAAGCUGAAUGGGCAACGAAUCGAGCUUGGCGAAAUUGAGCACAAGAUCAGUCAAGUUCUCGGGGACAACUUCAUAAUCGCAGUAGAGGCCUUGAGUCUGCCCUUGCACGAGCAAGAGGAUUCCAAGGUUUUAGUUGCUUUCUAUGCCUCAAUCAUAGGCAGCCAUCAGAAAGACAUCUCCAUGCCACAUCUUAUUGAUAGAGGUGAAUCUGCGGCCAUCGACAUCCAGGGCGCCAAGACAAAGCUUGCAGGUCUCUUGAAAGCCAUUGCAAUUCCCCAAGCAUUCAUACCCCUCAGUUUCAUGCCCGUCACCAUCCAAGGAAAACUUGACCGAAGGUUUCUGCAAGCUCUCGGCAGACAUCUCGACAGGACAACUAUGGCUGCGUUUUCUGGUGCCGUACCAUCUGAGGGUGGCGAUCCCAUUAGGACCGAGUCCGAGAGAGCUGUUCAGACUCUGUUUUCACAGUCUUUGCACUUGGAUAGUGAGUCAAUCUUCCGGGACUCGGACUUUUUCGCCUUGGGCGGAGACUCCAUUAAGGCAAUCAAGAUGGUGUCGUUGGCCAGAAAGCUGGGCUUCAACUUUGUGGUUCCGGACAUACUCCAAACCCCAAAACUGUCGCACCUUGCAGAGUUGAUUGAAAAAUCCAAGGCGACAUGUGAAGUGGCUUGCGAGUAUCAACCAUUCGAUGCCAUCAUUAAUCAGACAGCUGGCAAAGAAAUCCGAGCAAAAGCAACACAAUGUGUGUCUGGAUUUGGUGAUGUCGAGGACGUCAUACAUGCCACUGAUCUCCAAGCUUCUUGCGUUGCAUUUUCGACCUACAAGGAAGAACGCCGUGGGAUCAAUUGGCUGCUUUGCGACUUCAAGGCACCCUUUGAUGAAGAGACAGUCCGCCAGAUGUGCGGACACUUGACAGAGAGGCAUGCUACACUGCGGACGUCUUUCAUGGCACAUCGACGGACUUUGUACCAAGUUGCGUCCAAAUCCUUUCAGCCCCCAAUCAGAACCCACCUACACCUCAGAAGCAUUGCCGAGACCACGGAUUCCCUCAUGGAGGAUGAUCUGCAGUGCAGAGUUGUCGAUAUGACCCAACCACAAACGGCCUUCGAGCUACUGUCUCACAACGAUGCCACUCGUAUAGAGCGACUCAUCAUCCGCAUUUCUGCAGCCCAAUAUGACGGCCACUCUGUCGCCAUUCUGGGCCGUGAGAUGAACUUCUUUAUCGACAAUUUCAAACAUGACAACAUCAAACUGCGUGAGCUCAAGGGCAGCUACGCAGCUUACCUUCAUCACGCGCGAACCAUGGAACUCGAGCAAGGGGUCGAAUACUGGCGGUCCCUUCUUGCAGGCGCCGAAAUGCCGGAGAUAACGAAGCGCAAAUACAAUUCCGGCAACACUCCCUCCAACUUGGACUUCGUCGACGGUGUUCUAGUCAGCAUGAUUGAAACUCGGCUGCUGGACUUGGCCACAACAAACAGCGGCGCAGGCAGUACUGGAUCCCUAGCCGGCAGCACCAGAGCUACCAUUGUCAAGACAGCGUGGGCGCUUACUUUGGCCGAGUUGACAGGCAUAGACGACGUCGUCUUCGCUUCGACGGGCUGGGGGCGCAACAACGCCGUUGAGUUUGCACAGGACGUGAUGGGCUCUUGCACCUCCCACAUCCCCACGCGCGCGGAGCUCAAAACCUGCGCUGGCGGCAGCAACCGGCGAUUGACGUACGGCGAGCUCGUCGAACAGCUACAGGCGCAGCACAUUGCGUCCAUGAGGUUCGAGAACAUUGGGGCUACCGCUAUUGUGGAGAAAUGCACGCCAUGGAAACGCUGGACGCGCUUUUCGUCCCUGCUGAUUUUCCAGGGGUUGGACAUCGAGACGCCGCAACGAGGUGGCCGCGAUGGUGAAAACCACCAAGAGCGCGCUGCGCCUGCGGUCAAAAUCACCGAGAUCAUGGACCCUGGUGACCGCGCGGAUGUCAUACUGCAUGUGGAGCCUUUCGGCGACCAAACACGAGUGAUGAUGGCAUUUGCAAAGAGGAAUUUGCCUGAAAAUGUCGCAGGCGUGAUGUUGCAGACUUUCAAGCGGCACCUGGAGCUGACUACAAACUGCAUAAAUCAUCCUAUUGACAUUGGGGAUCGCAGCUCCCGUCCACUACUUCCAGUCGUCUGCAAGGGAGCGGACGUGGAGGAAAGGGAAGAAGAGAAUGUAGGUGAUAGAUUGAGGGAAUUGGCAGAAGCUAUUGUGAAGGAGGCGUGGAUCGAUGUUCUGGACAUCAGUGCCUCUGAGGUUGACAUGCUCAGGAUCGAUAAGAAGUCAUUCUUCGAAGUUUGGGGCAGUCCUGUGGCUGCAGCCACCCUUGCUUACGAGUAUAGAAGGAAAGGUCUUUCAGUCUCAACUGAAAACGUGUUGCGGAGUCAGACUGUCCAGGAGCAGGUUCGAAUGAUAUCGUUAGUAGUGUUAUAG
This is a messenger RNA of Colletotrichum higginsianum IMI 349063, 4353 nucleotides long. RefSeq names its product Nonribosomal peptide. Gene Ontology annotation, cellular component: cytoplasm. Gene Ontology annotation, biological process: amino acid activation for nonribosomal peptide biosynthetic process; secondary metabolite biosynthetic process. The record is from RefSeq and is a predicted model, not a curated record. Gene Ontology annotation, molecular function: phosphopantetheine binding; catalytic activity. The transcript has 6 exons. NCBI's taxonomy places the organism in Eukaryota, Fungi, Ascomycota, Sordariomycetes, Glomerellales, Glomerellaceae. The coding region runs from base 1 to 4353 and encodes 1450 amino acids.